Messenger RNA from Punica granatum (pomegranate), 2738 nucleotides. Lineage: Eukaryota; Viridiplantae; Streptophyta; Magnoliopsida; Myrtales; Lythraceae. The record is from RefSeq and is a predicted model, not a curated record.
CAGAGAAUAUCAGCUCGCUAGCUCUCUCCUCCGCCCGGUAGUCCGGAAACCGCCAAUAGGGUUUAAGCACCGCCGGCGCGAUGGGCGGUGCCACCCGGUUCCUCAUGCUCCUCGCCACUCCCUUCCCACCCCGGACUCCUUCCCUCCUCCGCCUCGCCCGCCGCCACCACCACUACCGCCACUGCCCCUCUAUCACUUCCUUCUCUGCUCCCCGCGUCCUCAGCGGCUCCUCUCAUCGGAUAGAAUCGUUUCGGGUGAAGUCUUCCUCCUCGCAGCAGCUCCACGCUCAGGCUAGCACUUUCAGAGACGACCCCUUCGCGGACUCUGCUCCCCCAGUUACCCCGGAAGCUCAUCAUCCGUGGCCAGAGUGGCUCCAUCUCAUCGGCAAUCUAUCCGUCGGCGGGUACGUGAGGGUAGGAUCCAGUGCGUUGGCACCGGAGAUUGGGUUCGAGGAUGAAUAUGCGGCGGGCGUUGAUUUGCCGGAGGAGUUUCUCAGUGCUGCUAGGGCUUGCUUGGCUUUUGCUCGUGACCGGCCUCAGCUAAUACCGGCGCUCCCCAGGAAUGAUAUAGAGAUUGUUGUCAAUAACGGAACCCCAUUUCUGUUCAAGAACGCCGAUGAUUCGAUAAGGAGAAUGAGGUCGUUUCUGAUCAGCAGUGAGGGAAUGGUGGCAGAUUCUGAUAAAGCACAAACCGUUGAUCUGAUGAGGUUUAUAUUGAGUUAUGCCAGCAAUCCCGUGAUUCAGGAUGCAGCCAGUUUUAGUAAUCAGGAACUUGUUGCAUCAUCUGUGAGGAACCUGAUAAAAGAGCUGGUGAAGCUGAGUUCCACUUCUUCUGGGCCCAAAUUUACUGAACCUGUUCAGAAUCAGUUUGCUGGUAGAUAUGGACAGGCACCAAGGUCUCGUGGACAAAACAUUGAAAUGAAAAGAGGGGAUUGGAUCUGUCCAAGGUGUAAUUUCAUGAACUUUGCAAGAAACAUGAAAUGCCUUGAAUGUGAGGAAGCACGACCGAAGAGACAGCUGGCAGGCGGGGAGUGGGAGUGUCCACAAUGCGACUUUCUUAAUCAUGGAAGAAACACGGCAUGCUUAAGAUGUGACUGCAAGCAUCCUGGAGGACUAUCACCUAUUGGCUCAGGCUAUGGUGCUGGGAGCUCUGCGGACAGGGCUGAUCUUGAGAGCAGGUUAGCCGCCAAUGAAGAGAAGGCGCAGCGGUGGUUUAGUAAAGUUUCCCAGCUCAACAGCACAUCUGAUAUCAGUAGUGCCAUUGCGGAUGAAGAUUUUCCUGAAAUCAUGCCAUUGAGGAAAGGUGUUAAUAGAUUUGUUGUGAGCACAAGGAAGACACCGCUGGAGCGGAGGUUGGCUAAUGCCCAGUACAGUAGAAACUCAAGCAAUGGUGGAACUCUUACAACGGGGGAUGCUAAUAAGACUGAGGACUCGUCAAUCUCCAGAAGGCCAGAUGAUGUAAUGGGCCGUAAAUCUGAGGAUAAAAUGAGUGCUGACGUCGGGAAUAAUAUAGCAAGAGAUAAUACCCCUCCAUAUCCGAACUCGCCUCCUCCACAGCAAGGAUACCCCCGAGGAAACAAUUCCAGUUAUGUUCCGUUUGUACCUCUACCUGCAGAUAUGUUUGCGAAGAAACCUGAAAAUUCAGCAGCAGAUGCCAGGAAAACGACAGAAGAAAGGAGCAUUUCUCUUGGUUCGAAUACCAUAGGACAGACAUCUGCUGAUGCGAAUAGUCCUAGUAAUAUUUCGGGAGAGAAAGACAGGGAACGGGAAGAAAAAUCAGAGGGAUGGUUUAAGAGAAUCACUGAGUUGCACGAUUCACAAGAUUUGACUGCUGCCAUUUCGAAUGAAGACUUCCCUGAGGCCAUGCCGAUGCGGAAGGGAGAGAGCCGGUUUGUGAUCAGCAAAAAGAAAGAUAGGUCUCUAACUUCUCCGUUGUACAAGAGGCGGGCUGCAAUGGAACAGGCAAGCAACUCGAACUCCAACUAUGUGCCCUUCGUCCCAUUUCCACCCGACUAUUUUGCCAAGAAGGAAAAUCAACAGUCCAAUGUGGAAAAUACCAUCGAUAAAAGUGCCCAUGAAUAUCUGUCGCCUUCGACAAGACCCCAAGAGCAAAAGAUAGAAAUCCCACAAGUCAGUUCAGGAAAUUGGGACAUGCAAUCUUCAAUAGAGAAUGCCCCUAAUAGGGAAGCUGGUAUUGAGAAUUCUACCCAAGAAUUUGGGGAUUCUCAGGCGAGUUCAAAUGUUAGCAUUGUGAAUGAGACAACAAAUACGGCGACUAGUUCAACCCAACAAUCAAGGAGUUAUAGCUGGAGCGGAAAGAGCUUAGAGGGCUCAGCGGUGAAAGAACCCGAUCCAUUGGACAUGUCAGAGGAGGCGAAGGCUGAGAGGUGGUUCCGACGAGUCGCCCAGAUCAAGGACAUAUCAGAGCUGAGCCAAAUCCCCGACGAAGACUUCCCUUCAAUAAUGCCGAUGCGGAAAGGAGUGAACAGGUUCGUCGUGAGUAAGAGGAAGACGCCGUUGGAGAGGAGGCUGACUUCUGCUCAAUACAGAAGGAAUCUUCCGGUUGUUAGCUCGGAUCCAAUCAAGAAGGACACCGACAGUAAUGGAAACUGAAUGAAUGUUCUUGAUAAAUUUUGUAAUUUGUUAUGGAAAAAAAAAUCUUUUUUGAUGUUGUUACAUGAUCAACUCUUAUUUAAUUACACCCUCGUCCAAAUAACAAAUUUCUAUGUACAACCACAA